AUGGCGUUCGACAAGAUCCAGGUCGCCAACCCCGUGGUCGAGAUGGACGGUGAUGAGAUGACCAGGGUGUUCUGGAAAUCUAUCAAGGACAAGCUUGUCUUCCCUUUCGUGGACCUGGACAUCAAAUACUUUGACCUCGGCCUUCCAUACCGUGAUGCUACCGAUGACAAAGUCACAGUCGAGGCUGCAGAGGCCACACUCAAGUACAAUGUGGCUAUCAAGUGUGCCACCAUUACACCAGACGAAGCAAGGGUAAAGGAGUUUGGCUUGAAGGCUAUGUGGAAGAGCCCGAAUGGCACAAUUAGGAACAUUCUGAAUGGCACUGUGUUCAGAGAACCAAUCAUCUGCAAAAACAUCCCACGGCUUGUUCCAGGGUGGACAAAGCCCAUUUGCAUUGGGAGGCAUGCAUUCGGUGAUCAGUACCGGGCAACUGAUGCAGUUAUCAAGGGCCCCGGCAAGCUCAAAUUAGUUUUUGAGGGAAAAGAAGAGCAAGUUGAGCUGGAGGUGUUCAACUUCACUGGUGCCGGAGGAGUUGCCUUAUCCAUGUACAACACUGAUGAGUCCAUCCAUGCCUUUGCUGAGGCUUCUAUGGCCACUGCUUAUGAAAAGAAAUGGCCAUUGUAUCUUAGCACCAAAAACACUAUUUUGAAGAAAUAUGAUGGCAGGUUCAAGGACAUUUUCCAGGAGGUCUAUGAAGCUGGUUGGAAAACCAAAUUUGAAGCUGCCGGCAUAUGGUAUGAGCACCGCCUCAUUGAUGACAUGGUAGCAUACGCGCUUAAGAGUGAAGGAGGGUAUGUCUGGGCUUGCAAGAAUUAUGAUGGAGAUGUGCAGAGCGAUUUCUUAGCUCAAGGUUUUGGCUCAUUGGGUUUGAUGACAUCGGUACUGGUGUGCCCUGAUGGGAAGACGAUCGAAGCUGAAGCUGCCCAUGGUACUGUUACCCGUCAUUACCGUGUUCAUCAGAAAGGAGGUGAAACCAGUACAAACAGUAUUGCCUCAAUCUUUGCGUGGACAAGAGGACUUGCACACAGGGCAAAGCUUGAUGACAAUGCUAGACUACUUGACUUCACUCAGAAGCUCGAGGCUGCCUGCAUUGGAGCUGUCGAGUCUGGGAAGAUGACCAAGGACCUUGCCCUUCUUGUUCACGGAUCUGCAAAUGUAACGAGGAGCCAUUACCUGAACACCGAGGAGUUCAUCGACGCUGUUGCUGAUGAGCUCAGAUCAAGGCUGGCGGCCAACCCAAACCUAUGA
Miscanthus lutarioriparius is the source of this 1248-nucleotide messenger RNA. NCBI's taxonomy places the organism in Eukaryota, Viridiplantae, Streptophyta, Magnoliopsida, Poales, Poaceae. The record is from the annotation of a GenBank genome assembly.